Molecule: messenger RNA, 951 nt
Organism: Chrysochloris asiatica (Cape golden mole)
Lineage: Eukaryota; Metazoa; Chordata; Mammalia; Afrosoricida; Chrysochloridae
Product: olfactory receptor 7D4-like
Exons: 1
Coding region: 1-951 (316 amino acids)
Biological process (GO): G protein-coupled receptor signaling pathway
Cellular component (GO): membrane
Molecular function (GO): G protein-coupled receptor activity; olfactory receptor activity
Source: RefSeq, a predicted model, not a curated record
AUGGAAGCAGAAAACCAAACAAAAAUCUCACAGUUCCUUUUGCUGGGCCUCUCAGAGGAUCCUGAGCUUCAGUCUCUCUUCUUUGGACUCUUCCUGUCCAUGUACCUGGUAACUGUGCUUGGAAACUUAACCAUCAUCCUGGCUGUUAGCGCUGACGCCUACCUCCAUACCCCUAUGUAUUUCUUCCUGUCCAACCUGUCCUUUGUUGACAUCUGUUUCAUUACAACCACAGUCCCAAAGAUGCUGGUGAAUAUCCAGACUCGGAGCAAAGACAUAUCCUAUAUAGGAUGCCUCACUCAGGUAUAUUUUUUCAUGAUUUUUGUCGGACUGGACAAUUUUCUCCUGACCGUGAUGGCCUAUGACCGGUUUGUGGCCAUUUGCCACCCUCUACACUACACAGAUAUCAUGAAUCCUCGUCUCUGUGGCUUGUUGAUUCUGAUAUCUUGGAUAAUCAUUUUCUGGGUUUCAAUGCUUCAUAUUCUACUGAUGAUUCGGCUGAAAUUCUGUAUAGGCACUGAAAUUCCACAUUUCUUCUGUGAACUGGCUCAGAUGAUCAAAGUGGCCUGCUCUGAUACCCUGAUCAAUAACAUUUUCUUGUAUAUAGCAGCUGCCCUUCUUGGUGUGUUUCCCUUUACUGGAAUCCUCUUUUCGUACUCUCAGAUUGUUUCUUCCUUAAUGAGAAUGUCGUCUGCUACAGGUAAGUACAAAGCAUUUUCCACCUGUGGGUCUCAUCUCUCUGUGGUCGCCUUAUACUAUGGGACCAGCCUUGGGGUCUAUCUCAGUUCUGCUAUGACCCAUUCUUCUCAGAAAAGCUCGAUCGCUUCAGUGAUGUACACUGUGGUCACACCCAUGCUGAACCCCUUCAUUUACAGCCUAAGGAACAAGGAUGUGAAGGGAGCUCUAGGAAGACUCCUCUUUAAAAGAGAACCUCUUGUCCAUGAUGAUCACUGA